GUAAUGGCCUUGGGAUUAAGGUGCUUCCGCUUGGCCCACCCUGCAUUUUGCAGCUCCCUUGCAGCCCUGACCAGACCUGUUUCAGAAGUUACAUUGAAGAUGUUGAGUGGAAGACAAAAUGACCAUAGGCAAUACAUGGCCUACCCAGCUUUACCAGUCCGCCAUUUUGCUACCAAGAAAGCCAAAGCCAAAGGAAAAGGACAGUUUCAAACCAGAGUGAAUAUUAAUGCUGCCUUGGUUGAGGAGAUAAUCAACUUGGAAGAGGUAGAUGAAGAAAUGAAGUCUGUGAUGGAAGCCCUCAAUGAUAAUUUCAACAAGACUCUCAAUAUAAGGACAUCGUCAGGAUCCCUUGAUCCUAUCACUGUGGUAACUGCUGAUGGGAAGCAUGCUUUAAACCAGAUUGGCCAGAUCUCCAUGAAGUCGCCACAGCUGAUUUUGGUGAACAUGGCCAGCUUCCCAGAGUGUACAGCUGCAGCUAUCAAGGCUAUAAGAGAAAGUGGAAUGAAUCUGAACCCAGAAGUAGAAGGGACACUAAUUCGGGUGCCCAUUCCCAAAGUAACCAGGGAACACAGGGAAAUGCUGGUGAAGCUGGCCAAACAGAGCACCAACAAAGCCAAAGACUCCUUAAGGAAGGUUCGUACUAAUGCAAUGAAUAAACUAAAGAAAUCAAAGGAUAAGACCUCAGAGGACACCAUCAGGCUCAUAGAGAAACAGAUCAGCCAAAUGGCCGACGAUACAGUUGCAGAGCUGGACAGGCUUCUUGCAAUGAAGACCAAAGAACUCCUUGGAUGAAAGUCUACCAGAGGCCAGCAACGCUGUAGAGCUCAGUUCCUGUGAAUCUCAUGGCAAAUC
Molecule: messenger RNA, 852 nt
Organism: Choloepus didactylus (southern two-toed sloth)
Lineage: Eukaryota; Metazoa; Chordata; Mammalia; Pilosa; Megalonychidae
Product: ribosome-recycling factor, mitochondrial-like
Exons: 1
Coding region: 4-792 (262 amino acids)
Biological process (GO): translation
Cellular component (GO): mitochondrion
Molecular function (GO): ribosomal large subunit binding
Source: RefSeq, a predicted model, not a curated record